GAUCAAUUCAUAAUGCCUGUUAAUAGAGGCAGUUCCCCGCCACAAGAAAUGGUGGAUACACGGAGGAACCUGCUGCUGUUCUUCGAGCGUCCCACGGAGCCGUGCUUCAUGAAGAAAGGGGAAGACAAUGCCGUCUUCGAGAUACCUGAACAUUAUUACCCUGAAAAAUACAAAGAAUUAGCAAAUAACCCAAUAAGCAUGCUCUCGGACCGCCUCGGCGAGGAGCCGGCCCGGAUGAUCCCCGUCCGGAACAUCGAGAUACCUGACCUCUCGCUGCCGAUGGAGCUGCCCUUCAACGAACAGUUCUCGGUCUUCAUACCGAAACAUCAGCUGAUGGCUACCAGGCUUAUUGAUGUGUUUAUGGGAAUGAAAGAUUUGGAAGAUUUGCAGUCGAUAUGCGCAUACUGUCAGCUGCGCAUCAACCCUUACAUGUUCAACUACUGCCUCUCUGUAGCCAUCCUGCACAGGCCCGACACUAAAGGUAUGGAUAUCCCGACGUUUGUGGAGACAUUCCCGGACAUGUUCAUGGACCCCAAGGUGUUCCGGAAGGCGCGGGAAAUCAGCAAUGUGCUUGGACCCGGGGAAAGGAUGCCUCUGACGAUCCCGGUGAACUUCACAGCGUCUGAUGAAGAGCCGGAGCAGCGCGUGGCUUACUUCCGCGAGGACAUCGGUGUGAACCUCCACCACCGGCACUGGCACCUCGUGUACCCCUUCGAUGCUGGAGACAUUGCCAUUGUGGAUAAAGACAGGAGAGGAGAGCUAUUCUAUUACAUGCAUCAGCAGGUCAUUGCUAGGUUCGACAUAGAGCGUCUAUGUAACGACCUGCCUCGAGUGAAGCGCUACUUCGACUUCAAGGAGCCCGUCGAAGAAGCCUACUUCCCGAAGUUGGACUCGAUGGUAGCUGGGAGGACUUGGCCUUACAGACACGCGGGCACGAUGCUCCGCGACCUGGACCGCCCACUGGAACUGAUCAAACUGGAGAUCUCCGACCUGGAGCGCUGGAGAGAGCGCUUCAUACACGCUGUCGAGAGCUCAUCCGUUAUGUUGCCAAACGGUGUCACGAUUCCACUGGACGAGGAGACCGGCAUCGACAUCCUCGGUAACAUCAUGGAGUCGUCCGCCAUCAGCGUGAACCGCAGCUACUACGGGAACUUCCACAAUAUGGGACACGUGUUCAUCUCCUACUCACACGACCCCGAUCAUCAUCACUUGGAGCCGUUCUCUGUGAUGGCUGACUCGGCGGUCGCUAUGCGAGACCCUACAUUCUACCGCUGGCAUUCCUACAUCGACGACCUGUUCCAGCUUUAUAAAUAUAAUCUACCACCCUACGGAGAUAAGUUGAUCUUCCCUGGAAUCCAAGUUUCCAGUUUGAAAGUUGAGGGUCCAGCUGGCGAUAACACACUAAGCACGUUCUGGGAGCUGAGUACGUUGGACCUCGCGCGGGGGAUGGACUUCACUCCCAGAGGAGCCGUGUUCGCCAGGUUCACACAUUUGCAGCAUGAAGAGUUCACAUAUGUAAUCGAGGUCAAUAACACUACAGAUAAAAGUGUGAUGGGAACAGUGCGCCUGUUCAUGGCUCCGCGAGACGACGAGGAGGGGAACCCGCUGCCCUUCGACGAGCAGAGGCGGCAUAUGAUAGAGCUGGAUAAGUUUACUGCGCCCUUGAGUCCCGGCAAAAAUACAGUCCGACAGCGUAGCGUGGACUCCUCCGUCACUAUACCAUAUGAGAGAACCUUCGGCGACCAGAGAGAGCGUCCCGGUGAUCCGGGCACGCCUGAAUCAGCUGGCUUCGACUUCUGCGGCUGCGGCUGGCCUCAUCACCUGCUCAUCCCUAAGGGCACUAAAGAGGGAUACCCCGUCAUAUUGUUCGUCAUGAUUUCCAAUUGGGAUGACGAUAAAGUGGAACAAGACCUGGUAGGGUCAUGUAACGACGCCGCCUCGUACUGCGGCAUCCGCGACCGCAAGUACCCGGACCGGCGCGCGAUGGGCUUCCCCUUCGACCGCGCGGCGCCCGGCACGGCCGCGCUCGCGCACUUCCUCUCACACAACAUGGCCGUGCGGGAGCUCUCUAUACGGUUCACAGACACCACUAAACUACACGCGAAGACCAGGCGAUAGGAUGGGAUACCUACAGAUAAAUGUUACAUACGAAAGAGUAUUUUGAGGAACAUUUUUGCGCAGGGAAUAUAUUAUUUUAUAUCAGCCAAAGCAUAUUUCUAGUUUGCACACUGUUCAAAUAAUUAUAAGACAGUGGUUAUUCGUACAUGAAGUUAUGUG
Molecule: messenger RNA, 2277 nt
Organism: Trichoplusia ni (cabbage looper)
Lineage: Eukaryota; Metazoa; Arthropoda; Insecta; Lepidoptera; Noctuidae
Product: phenoloxidase subunit 1-like
Exons: 15
Coding region: 13-2118 (701 amino acids)
Molecular function (GO): oxidoreductase activity
Source: RefSeq, a predicted model, not a curated record